Messenger RNA from Melampsora larici-populina 98AG31, 1344 nucleotides. RefSeq lists its product as uncharacterized. Gene Ontology annotation, cellular component: plasma membrane. Gene Ontology annotation, biological process: ammonium transmembrane transport. The transcript has 10 exons. NCBI's taxonomy places the organism in Eukaryota, Fungi, Basidiomycota, Pucciniomycetes, Pucciniales, Melampsoraceae. The record is from RefSeq and is a predicted model, not a curated record. The annotation marks the transcript as partial. Gene Ontology annotation, molecular function: ammonium channel activity.
AUGACGAACAUAACCUAUGGCCGUAUAACUUCCAACUCAAACAACAAUAUCACUACCACUGGUGGAGGAACUGAUUUGAUUGCAACACUUGACAGUGGAAAAAUCAUUGCUUAUAGCCCUGGAGAUAUUGCUUGGGUUCUAGCGUGUUCGGCAUUGGUAUGGCUUAUGAUCCCUGGGGUAGGAUUCUUGUACAGCGGCCUCGUGCGCGGUAAAAACGCUUUAUCACUUCUUCUCCUUGCUUUUCUCUCAAUGGCAGUGGUAUCCGUCCAAUGGUGGUUUUGGGGCUACUCACUUGCCUUUUCUUCAAGUUCUGGAUUACUUCUUGGGAAUUUGAAACAUAUAAUAUUUCGAGGUGUCUUGGAACAACCCGAACCCGCCGCGAAUAACAAGAUUCCCAGAAUUGUCUUUGCACUCUAUCAAAACAUGUUCGCAGCACUCGUACCAGCUGUCGCAAUUGGUGCAGCGGCCGAACGAGGACGAAUUGGCCCUUCUAUGAUUUUUGUUUUUGCUUGGGCCACAGUAGUGUACUGUCCAUUGGUGUCUUGGAUUUGGAAUCCAAAUGGAUGGGCAUUCAAGUGGGGUGUGUUGGACUAUGCGGGAGGAGUACCCAUCGAGAUAUGUUCGGGAGCAACCGGUCUUUCCUAUUCCAUCUUUCUUGGUCGUAGGCGAGGAUUUGGAACUCAUAUCCUCAAUUUCAAGCCCCAUAACACGUCACAUAUAGUUCUUGGGACCGCGUUACUUUGGGCCGGAUGGCUUGGUUUCAACGGUGGAAGUGCAUAUGCUGCUAACAUAAAAGCAGCAUUGGCAAUAUGUGUAACUAAUCUGGCUGGAUCCGUCGGCGGGAUUGUUUGGAUGCUAAUUGACUUUCGGUUGGAACGUAAAUGGUCCUGUGUAGGGUUGGCCACUGGAUCCUUGUGCGGUCUGGUAGCCAUUACACCAGCUGGUUUUGUAGGCAUGCCUGCUGCCGCACUCAUUGGCGGUUUGGCAGCAGCCAUAUCUAACCUACUCACUGCCUUUAAACAUUUAUUCAACUUUGAUGAUGCUAUGGAUAUUUUUGCCUGUCAUGCAGUCUCAGGAGCCGUAGGUCUUAUUCUCACAGGAAUCUUUGGAAGCAAAUCCCGAGCUUCCAGUGAUGGAUUCUCAAACAUUGGGGGCGGUUGGGUUGAUCAUAAUUGGAAGCAACUUUACAAACAGUUAGCUUGGGUAAUUGCUGGAUUCGCAUGGAGUUUUAUCAUGACAUAUAUCUUGAUGUACUUUAUAAACCUCUUACCACACUUUCAAUUCCGCAUCGACGAAGAAGGGGAAGUUGUAGGAACAGAUGUAGAUCAGUGCGGUGAAAAAGUC